AUGGAAAGUGACCUGACGAAACGUCGACCUUCUUUAGUUCCUGAUAGUUUUCCUUGUUUCCCACCUGGAUGGACACCAACAAUACCUGCUGUAGAAGAAAAUGAUAUUGAUGAUGAAAAUAAUUAUUCACGUCGGGUACUUCCCUAUCUACCAACAAUAACUAGUUAUGAUACAAAACCACAUAUGACAAUAAAAAAAUUUCAAUUAAAUAAUCAUUCAUCAUCAAUGGCACAUACAUAUGGUAUAUGUGUAUUAAAUACUGAAGCUGAAGAAAUUAUAGCUUGUGAUCAUUAUAAUAAUCGUUUACUUAUGUUUGAUUCAACAACAGAUGGACGUUUAUUAGAAAGUUUUCGUGGUGAUAUUGCAACACCUGAAUGUGUUACAACACGACCAAAUCAUCCUCAACAAAUCUAUAUUACAAAAGCACAUUCAAUAUCUUUGUAUGAUUUAGAAAAAAAACAAUUUAUACAAAAACUAGGAAUUGAAGAAAGUGGUCAUGCUAAUAAUCGUUUUAAUUUACCAGGUGGUAUUGUUGUUGAUCCUGAAAAUGGAGAAAUUUAUAUGUGUGAUACAUGGAAUCAUCGAAUUUGUGUUUUUUCACCGGAUUUUCGUUAUGUUAAUCGUCGAUGGUAUUUAACACGAUGGGAACAACCACAACAUAAAAUUAAACCAAAUUCUAUUGCAAUUAAUGCAAAUAAUCAAUGUGUUGUUACAUGUGAUGAUGCACCGAAUUAUCGUGGUGCUGUUUAUGUUUUUGAUAAAAUGGGUUAUAUUAAAAAAAUUUAUGAUCAAGAACCACAUAAAAAACCUCCAAAUGUUCAAACAAAAUUAAAUGUUCCACAUGGAAUAUUACUUGAUGAUGAAGGAAAUUGGUUAACAUUAUGUUAUUCAGAUUCGGAAUCAUGUUGGGUUGAACGACGAUGUAAACAACAACAACCGGAACAUGAAAUGAUAACUUAUGCACAAAAUAAACAAUUAAAAGGUCCUAGUGCAUUAGCAAUAAAACGUGAUCAAACAUUAAUUGUUGGUGAUCGAGAUGAUAGUUCGAUUUAUUUCUUUAAACAAAUUACAAAAUCAUAA
Molecule: messenger RNA, 1080 nt
Organism: Adineta steineri
Lineage: Eukaryota; Metazoa; Rotifera; Eurotatoria; Adinetida; Adinetidae
Source: the annotation of a GenBank genome assembly